GACGUAGGCGGAAGUGACGCGGGCACCGGAAGUGGGGCGGGGUCUGCUGCAAGGGAGCUUUCUAAGCUCAGGAACUGGCGGGCGAUUGCAAUGGAGUCGGUCGCUUUAGAGAGCUCCCCAGCUCCGGAGAAUGAACACUCUCAAGAGACCCUGGAAUCGAACAACGGUGUGUACACUUCCUUCAUGAAGUCUCACCGCUGCUACGACCUGAUCCCUACAAGUUCCAAGUUGGUUGUGUUCGAUACUUCCCUGCAGGUGAAGAAAGCCUUCUUUGCCCUGGUGACUAACGGUGUUCGAGCUGCCCCUCUGUGGGAUAGUAAGAAGCAGAGUUUUGUGGGAAUGCUGACCAUCACUGACUUCAUCAAUAUCCUGCACCGAUACUAUAAGUCAGCCUUGGUGCAGAUCUAUGAGCUGGAAGAACACAAGAUAGAAACUUGGAGAGAGGUGUACCUCCAGGACUCCUUCAAGCCACUCGUCUGCAUUUCUCCAAAUGCCAGCUUGUUUGACGCUGUGUCUUCAUUAAUUCGAAAUAAGAUCCACAGACUUCCGGUUAUUGACCCAGAGUCAGGCAACACCCUGUACAUCCUUACUCACAAGCGCAUCCUCAAGUUCCUCAAGUUGUUUAUCACUGAGUUCCCCAAGCCCGAGUUCAUGUCUAAGUCUCUGGAAGAGCUACAGAUCGGCACCUAUGCCAACAUCGCUAUGGUGCGCACGACCACGCCCGUCUACGUGGCGCUAGGCAUCUUCGUUCAACACCGAGUCUCCGCCUUGCCUGUGGUGGAUGAGAAAGGGCGUGUGGUGGACAUCUACUCCAAGUUCGAUGUGAUUAAUCUGGCAGCAGAAAAGACCUACAACAACCUAGAUGUGUCCGUGACGAAAGCCCUCCAACAUCGGUCCCACUACUUUGAGGGUGUUCUCAAGUGCUACCUACACGAGACCCUGGAAACCAUCAUUAACAGGCUGGUGGAAGCGGAGGUUCACCGUCUGGUGGUGGUGGAUGAGAACGAUGUGGUCAAGGGCAUUGUGUCUCUGUCGGACAUCCUGCAGGCUCUGGUGCUCACAGGUGGAGAGAAGAAGCCCUGAGCACGGCCCCUCGCUGCCUCCCGGAAGCUCUGGGAAUCAGAUGGAAUCCUGGGAGAACUGAGUCUGUUCCCUCGGGAGCUCCAUGCCCACUGUCUGGAACUAGAGGAGACGGGGAUGAGGAGAAAGGACUUUUAGCUUCCCUUACCAUCAUGUGUACAUUUGAGACAACGCUGAGCCCAGCCAAUCCUAGUCCUGUGCCCUUAGACAUAGCACCCUUCUCGGGGAACCAUGGGCUUUGUGCUCCUCAGGCAGAUUCUGAUCUCUACGAGAUCCCUACAGAUCCCUACACCUCACCGUGCCCCGGCUCCGGCUCCACCCUUACUCCGCCAAAGAUAAUAGCUCCACAAAAUCUUCUUAAAAAUAUUUUUAUUCACCCUGCUUCAUUUGUGUGGAGGAGGCUGAGUCCAUUUAAUGUCACUUCUUCCCAUUAAUCUUGGGAGGUGCGUGUCUGGGUUCCUGUGCUCUGUGCAUGUGAAGGCAGAUGGCUGUGUGGAGGAGGGCAAUGGGUAGGUAGCCAAGAUUAAUGCUUUUUGUAGCAAAUCUAAUUAAAUGACAAGGUUUUCAUCAUGGUA
Peromyscus leucopus (white-footed mouse) is the source of this 1655-nucleotide messenger RNA. RefSeq names its product protein kinase AMP-activated non-catalytic subunit gamma 1 (gene Prkag1). Lineage: Eukaryota; Metazoa; Chordata; Mammalia; Rodentia; Cricetidae. The record is from RefSeq and is a predicted model, not a curated record. The coding region runs from base 91 to 1083 and encodes 330 amino acids. The transcript has 12 exons.